Hypanus sabinus (Atlantic stingray) is the source of this 2788-nucleotide messenger RNA. RefSeq names its product proline rich Gla (G-carboxyglutamic acid) 2 (gene prrg2). The record is from RefSeq and is a predicted model, not a curated record. Gene Ontology annotation, molecular function: calcium ion binding. The transcript has 7 exons. Lineage: Eukaryota; Metazoa; Chordata; Chondrichthyes; Myliobatiformes; Dasyatidae. Bases 185 to 829 code for a protein of 214 amino acids. Gene Ontology annotation, cellular component: extracellular region.
CCGACUCGUCUCUCUCUCUCUCAUCCCUCCCCUCCUCCCUCCCUAUCCACCUAACCUCUCCGAAGAGGGAAGGAAAUAGAGUGCAGUGCGGUGGCAGUCGACUCAGUUCUCACCCCUGCUCCGGGAUUCGCCAGCACUCGACUUCUGGUUCCAUUGUGCUUUUUUUGCACCACGACAAGCCAACAUGGUCACCCGCUGCUUUCUGCAUGGCGUGUUUCUGUUGUGGGUGCUGUCCAGUACUCACUGUACCGACGCACGUGCACUAACCCAUCAAGGAGAUGCUGGACAGAAAGUGUUUAUGGAUGAACGUGAAGCGGCCACCUUCUUAAACCGCAAGCUGCUCUACAAUAGCUGGGAUUUUGAGCUCUUAACUCCAGGAAAUGUUGAACGUGAAUGCUAUGAAGAAGUGUGCAAUUACGAGGAGGCACGUGAAAUCUACGAGGAUGAUAAGGCGACGCUUCAGUUCUGGGAAGAGUACCAGCAGAACCAGAAGCCGGGAGGCCCCACUGCACACAAGUUUGACGUCGCCGGCUUGGUGGCAGGCCUUAUCGCUGCCCUCGUCCUCCUCAUCCUGAUUGGACUCCUGGUGGCCUACUUCUGCAAGCAGAGUGGGAAGCGGAGUGAGAGACCUCCAGGGUACCGCGGGCAAGUCACAAACGUGGCCAGCCAACCAGCCCCGAGACCGAGCGAGGAGCUGCCCCUGAACACCCUGGAGGCCAGUGCUCCUGGUCUUCCUUCCUACGAGGAGGCUCUGAGGAGAUCGGGCCAUUACGAUGCCCCACCCCCUCCGUAUGCUGGGGGGUCCAUGCGGGAGCAACAACCCAGCUGAAACUUGGAAUUCCACUGGAACUUUUCCUGAAUGUUUUUUUUUACAUCCGCUGGAAAAGUCCUGUAACGUGGAGAGGAAAAGGUACCAGAGAGUAUUUGAAGAAUCACGAGACAAGAUUGGGGGAGGGGGGAGGUUGAGGGAAGGGGUGGGAGUUCCUGAAAAUGUCUUUGGGAUUCCUGGGGUGUGUCCUUUCUCUCGGAGAAUCAUCGGGAUCCAGCAAACCCUUGCGGAUUUUCCCCAGUGCAAGCACUUCCAACCUUUGGGUUCUGUGAAUAAUUAUCACUCAAAGCUGAACAUUACUGUCCUCUGAUUCGAUCUUCGAUUGAAUGAUUUUCCCCACUCUUCAUGUCGUCGGGGGAAGCACCUGUUAAGGAACAUUCGGGUCACGUUUGAGAGCACUCUGCCUGAUUUGGGUCGUCUGAUGUCUUCCAUCGUGGCAAGAGACAACUUAAUAGACUCUGGUUCCACCGAGAAACUUUGGAGAGGGGUGGAGGUGGAACAAUGGGUGGAGAGGGUAUCCUGUGAAACUUUUGUAAUGACAGCACCAGUUCGGCAGCAGAUAGGUGAGAUAAAUGAAUAGAUCGAUGGAGAAGUCCUGCACAGAGCUUCCAUUGAGCAGGUAUUCAGGUGAGAGGGUUGUGUGGGUGGGGGCGUGCCAGUGAUGGGAGAGGCUGUGUGCAUUUCGCUGCUAUUGAGGUGGUGAUCCUCCAAACCUCACCGGACGGACCCAACAGUCCACCUCGCCAAUACAGGCAAUCCCUGGAUUAUGGCAGGGCUCAGUCCCUGAGAACAGUUUGUACUUCAAAAAUUAUUCCCAUGUCAGACGUCGCAAUUGGGCAGAUGGGAGAAGGUGUCAGAGAUGGUUGUGAUGGGUGUCAAAUAAGGGGUGCUGGCUUGGCUUUGCUGGGAGGGAGGUCCACUCGGUGCUCCCAGUUCAGGCUCAUGUCCCACAUCAGUCAAUUGUAACCCUGGGACGGCCUGUAACCUUAUUGUUCUUAACCCCUAUCUAAUGUGUGCGUAUUUCUGGGAGCUGAUCUUCUUUUCUCUGCCUUUUCUGCUCACAAUCUCCUCCCUGGGGCAGAAGCCACACCCUUGGAAUAGGUGGGAGGGGGGAGGGUUUAACCCCACUAGAGAUCCAGGGUGAGGUGUUAAUUAGGGGCUGGAUUUUUCUUGUAGAUUUAUACCUGUGUCAAUACCUGUUUGAGAAAGAGUUGAAUAGGGUGCAAGUCCAACCCAAACCUGUGUCUACCACAGGGCUUCUGUUAAGUCCACGCUUUAACGGGAUCAUUCCCUGCAGACAGAAUUCAAAUUGCCAGAAUUUCUCUGAUGCUGGAUUUUAAUUCUCAGCCGAGAACCUGUGUUUCAGACACAGUAUCAGGAUAUCCCUGCUUUCCUGUGACCAUCCAGUCUAUCAGCCAGUGGAAGGAGGAACCUCCUUUACAGAUUGUACCAGAAACCACAGCAGCGUGCAACCUCAAGGGUUUCCAUGGCAUCCGGGCCUUGGCCUGUGACCACACUCAUCCCUUCCCAAUCGAUUCCCACUGAUCCUGGGUGCUCGCGUUGAAAUGAGGCGGGCGUUGGGUGCUUUUUUCCCCCUAAAAAUAGGCUGCAGUUGGAUGCAGGAGAAGGGGGAGAGUUGUAUGGAUAAUUGGAUAAUCAUCCAAGUAGGAGGGAAAAAUACACUGGGAUUUGGUAUUGAGGAGGAGGAUGAAUUAUGAGUGGGAAGAGGGGACAUUGUGGGUUGGUAAUCUCUCUGAUUGUUGAGUAAAGGGGGCAUUGGGUGUGGUCUGAUUUAACAGGACAGUGUCUUGGGAGUGUGGACUCUGUAACUCUGGAAGAGGAUUACUUCCUCACAGGAUACGAUCAUACUCCGGUAGACGUCAUUCAGUCAAAUGCUGACAGGAAGCAGACACUUUGGCCCAACUUGCCGGUCUAAUACAAGUUUGUUUAUCACGUGUA